AUGUUGAAAAGAUUAUUGUUUCCAUUAACGUUCUUACCAGUACAAAGAGUUCAACCAACAUAUAAAUUUGUAUAUAUCAUUUUAAUAUUUGCUUCUAUUUAUUUUAUCAUUGGUACAGAAAUAGUCUUUAUUUCAGUUUUUGCUAUUGAUUCUGAGAUUCAAACAAAAUUAGGAAGCCCUAAUAUAUGGAUAUUUGGAUUACUAAAUGCAUCUUUAUUUUUGGGGAGUAACAUUAGUGGAAUAAUUUUCUAUAACUUAAAUAAAAACAUAUCAAGAGUUGAUUUAUUUCAAUUUGCAAUACUAUUUUGGAUACUAAUUACCAUAGUUCAGUUGAUUAAUCCAUUUAAUUUUGUCCUUAGUAUGGUGACCAGGACCCUUAAAGGUUUUUUGAUAUUUGCAAUACAAUUGGUAGUUCCGAUGUACAUAGCAGAAGUUUUUCCCUUUGAUAUUUUUAAUAAAUUUAUAACAAUUUUAGAAAUAUUUCAAACAUUAGGGAUAUUGAUGCAUUUUUUAGGAGGAUGUUAUAUAUGUAAUCAUAAUCAUAAAACUAGAAAUACUGACCUUCUUAUUAUGAUAUAUUUGUUGUUAGCUCUAAUAACAUACUGCUUUUCAAUUUUUAUUCCAGAAUCUCCUUUUUGGUUAAUUUUAAAAGGUAAUUAUGAUAAAGCAGAAGAAAAUCAAAAAAAGUUUGCCCAGUUAUAUGAUAAACUAGAUAUAUAUCCCUCAAAAAAUAAAGUUGAUUUAGUAGAUUUUUAUUUAAACAACUCUAUUGUAGAAGAUAAGGACUCAAUUAAAAUGAAAAAAAUAAUUUUGCUAUUUUCUAUUUUAAUGAAAGUAUCUUGUGGAAUGUUUAUCCUAUAUUGUUAUACCAUAUAUUUUACAAUUAUUAUAGAUGAGCAUGAUAGUUCUACUGGUGCGGUUCUUCUUAUGUUAACAUUGAUUGGUUUCAUACUAUCAUAUAAACUCUUUGAAAAUUUAGAAAUAACUAUCGAAUUGCAAUAUAAAAUCUUUCUAGCAUUUAUCCUAUUAUUUUCUGUAAUCAAUAUCGUAGAUUCAAUAUUGUUAAAGUUUGCCUUCCAGAGUCGAAUUGUAAGAGAAGAUCUAAUCAUGAGCUUUUUUUGUCUUUUGUUUGUGGAAUGUGUUUGUUAUUCUUUAGCUGUAUGCACUUUACCGAAUAUUCUUUGUAUAAAGAUUGCGUAUGAUUCGAGAAAUUCUCAAAUACCUUUUAUUUAUACACAGAUCCAAUAUUUUGUGAUUGCAAUGUAUCUUAUCUGUAUGAUACGUUUAAUUUCUGAUCAGAAACUAAGCUGGAUAUUUUUCAUGUUUAUGGGAAAUAUCAAUAUUUUUUUUAUGAUCAUAUUGUGUUUGGUCAUGAACAUUUACAAAAAAGAGACAAAUAAUAGCAGUAACAUUUCGUCUACGUCAGAAGACAGAACUGAAAACAAUAAACAAAAGGGAAUGGAUCCUAUUAUUUUGACAGGAUUUGUUUAA
Messenger RNA from Arxiozyma heterogenica, 1491 nucleotides. RefSeq lists its product as uncharacterized. Gene Ontology annotation, biological process: transmembrane transport. The record is from RefSeq and is a predicted model, not a curated record. The coding region runs from base 1 to 1491 and encodes 496 amino acids. NCBI's taxonomy places the organism in Eukaryota, Fungi, Ascomycota, Saccharomycetes, Saccharomycetales, Saccharomycetaceae. The transcript has a single exon. Gene Ontology annotation, cellular component: membrane. Gene Ontology annotation, molecular function: transmembrane transporter activity.